AAGAGUUUGAAGUGAGUAGUGUACACUGUGAAGCUGAGUAACAGGGGCGAUGACAGCUGGGGCUCGGAGCAUUCUACAGAACUGGGUACAGAGGCUUUACGGUCCUCUCACCCGGCUCACCGGAAGGAGUUACUCCAGGGCUACACACACUCAUAUCCCAGUGAAGUUCACCUUGUUGGGGAAAGGUCUUGUGCUGUCAUCCCUCUCGGUCCUGGCCAUGGAAUCGUACAGUUCGAAGAGCAAGCAUGCUGAAGUACAUGCCAGCAUUAAAGUGGAAGACAUACAGGAGCAAGCUGAUUAUCUUCAUGGCAACGGAGAGACUGACAAGCUGUAUGAAUUUCUAAGCCAGUAUAAGAACAGUGAAGAUCCCGAACUUCUGUGGAGACUUGCCCGGGCGUCUCGGGAUCUGGCUCACCUCAGCAAAACUGCCCCUGAUGUGAAAAAGCGUCUGGUGUAUGAAUCCCGGGACUUGGCUAAGAAAGCGUUGGAACUGAAUGAGUCGUGCUCACCUGCUCACAAAUGGUAUGGCAUAUGCCUCAGUGAUGUGGGGGAUUAUGAAGGCACCAAAGUGAAAAUUGGGAACUCCUAUAUUAUAAGGGAGCACUUUCAGAGGGCCAUUGAGCUGAACCCAAAGGAUGCCACAACCAUCCAUCUCAUAGGCCUGUGGUGUUACAUGUUUGCUGAGCUGCCCUGGUAUCAGACUAAAAUUGCUGCAGCGCUGUUUGCUGCGCCACCAACUGCAACAUUUGAAGAGGCCUUACCAUACUUUGAGAAGGCUGAAGAAGUCGAUCCAAACUUCUACAGCAAAAACCUUCUGUACCUGGGCAAGACUUUCUUACAGCUGAAGAAAAAGGAACAAGCCUUACAGUGGCUGCAGAAGGCCAGAGAGUAUCCAUUACAGACAGAAGAAGAUAAAGAGGUCCACAAGGAGGCCACUGAUCUUCUGAAGUCAUUAGGAGAAAAAGUCUGAUGCUGGAUGUACCCCCUAAAUAGGAUCAUUCUACCCCAUAGGAAACCAUCUUCU
Messenger RNA from Nanorana parkeri, 1024 nucleotides. RefSeq names its product regulator of microtubule dynamics 1 (gene RMDN1). NCBI's taxonomy places the organism in Eukaryota, Metazoa, Chordata, Amphibia, Anura, Dicroglossidae. The transcript is spliced from 10 exons. Gene Ontology annotation, molecular function: microtubule binding. The record is from RefSeq and is a predicted model, not a curated record. Gene Ontology annotation, cellular component: cytoplasm; mitotic spindle pole; spindle microtubule. Bases 50 to 970 code for a protein of 306 amino acids.